This is a messenger RNA of Linum trigynum, 4895 nucleotides long. The record is from the annotation of a GenBank genome assembly. NCBI's taxonomy places the organism in Eukaryota, Viridiplantae, Streptophyta, Magnoliopsida, Malpighiales, Linaceae.
CAACAAUUGUUGAGGAAAGAGCAAAACAUGAUUCAGAAAUUCAAAAAACUGAAGUCCCUUUGGAUCUAGAUGAAAUUAAGGCCUUCCUUGAUUGCCGCUAUUUAGCAGCUGCUGAAGCCUGCUGGAGAAUCUUCAAAUUUGAUAUUCAUUAUCACUACCCAGCAGUUUUAAGAAUGAGAUUUCACCUACCAGGGUAGCAAUUACUUAUUUAUGAGGAGGACAAACCAGUAGAAGAGGUACUUUCCUCUGAAGCGGCAACAAGGACAAUGCUAUUAGCAUGGAUGGAAAUGAAUAUAAUAGAUCCUGAGGCAAGAAAUUACACCUUCAUUCAGUUCCCACAAUUUUAUGUUUGGGACCAAAGAACUAGAACUUGGAGGUCUAGAAAGAACAAAACAUGCAUUGGGAGAUUGUACUAUGCACAUCCAUCCUCAGGUGAGAGGUACUAUCUUCGAUUACUUUUACAUAUCGUCAAAGGGUGUAAAAGUUUCGAAGAAAUUCGAACGGUGAAUGGGAUUGUGUAUGAGAAAUUUAAGGAGGCAUGUUAUGCAAUGGGUUUCUUGGCCAAAGAUGAUGAAUGGCACGAUUGCUUGAAGGAGGUCUCACAAUGGGCUUCGGGGACCAAAAUGAGGAGGAUAUUUGUGACGAUGGUGGCGUAUUCACAAGUAUCAAACGUCAAGGAAUUGUGGGAGAAGAACUGGGAGUUGCUCAGUGAUGAUAUCCAACACUAUCAGCGCAGCUUGCUCAAUCGACCAGAACUACAUUUAUCACCAGAUGAAACAAAAGAGUUGUGUCUCAUUGAAUUAGAGAAGCUAUUCCACAAGAUUGGAAAGUCAUUGGUUGAUAUUCCAGGUAUGCCAAUUCCCAACUGCAAUACGUUUGAUAGAGCAAAUCGAUUACUAGCGGAAGAAUUAAGCUACAACAGGAGUUCUAUGAGUACAGAAUUUGAGAAGAACUUCCCUAAGCUCAAUCAUGAUCAACGUGUUGCAUAUGACCAGAUAAUGGAGUCUAUUAAUACAAAUAAUGGAAAAUGCUUUUUCAUAGAAGGAUUUGGUGGAUCAGGUAAAACUUUUCUUUGGAAAGUGAUUAGUGCCAAGCUAAGAUCUGAAGGGCGGAUAGUGCUUUGUGUGGCUACUUCUGGAAUAGCAGCUUUGCUCAUGGACGGAGGAAGAACAGCACAUUCAAGGUUUCGUAUUCCUAUUAAGUUGAAUCCAACAUCAACCUGUGACAUUUAUCAAGGCUCUGAUGUUGCAGAUCUCCAUCAAAAUGCUUCUUUGAUAAUCUGGGAUGAAGCACCCAUGGCCCACAGGAAUGCAAUUGAGGCAUUGGAACGCACUUUGAGAGAUAUAAUGAGAAAGCACAACAAAAACAAUCUUACCAAGCCAUUUGGAGGAAUGACAGUUGUAUUUGGGGGAGACUUCAGGCAGACGUUGCCAAUCAUAAAGAAAGGAAGUAGGGCCGAUAUUGUCGAUGCAUCUUUGAAAAUGUCAUAUGUCUGGCAAUAUCUGGAAAUAUUGAAGCUCACAGAAAAUUUGAGACUGCGACAACCUAAUUCUUCAGAAACUGAGCUAAAUGAUAUCGCAGAUUUCAGUAAAUGGAUCCUACAAAUUGGAGAUGGCGAAGACUGUUCAGUUUUUUGCGAAGCUAAUAUUGAUAUUCCAAGUGAAUUGAUGGUGGAACGUCAAGGAGAACCUAUUAUUGACAUUGUCAGAGAGAUAUAUCCACAUCUCGAAUGCAAUUAUGUGAACCCAGAAUAUUUGGCAAGUAGAGCUAUUUUAGCUCCUCACCACGAAAUGGUGCACAAAUUGAAUGAGUAUGUUCUAUCACAGAUCCCAGGUGAAGAGAUCACAUAUCUCAGUUCUGAUUAUGUUCAAAAUGAGAAUGGGAAGCAAAAUAUAGAGCACCCAGAAUUCCCAGCAGAGUUGCUAAAUUCCUUGCAAAUACCUGGCUUCCCAGAUCAUGAAAUCAAGUUGAAGCUUGGAGUUCCAGUGAUUCUAUUAAGGAAUAUUGAUCAGGCAUCUGGGCUAUGUAAUAGGACACGUCUGAUUAUAAAAAAAAAUGGGCAAAUGGUUCAUUGAAGCUGAAGUUAUUACCGGGACUCAUAUCGGGGACAUGGUCUUCUUACCUCGCAUGACUCUUGCCACAGAAUAUCCGAGUCUUAAUAUUACACUAUCAAGAAGGCAAUUCCCAAUUGCAUUGUGCUACGCAAUGACAAUCAACAAAAGUCAAAGGCCAAUCACUACAAAGGGUAGGACUCUGUUUGCAACAACAAGUCUUUAGCCAUGGGCAACUUUAUGUUGCUUUGUCACGAGUCACUACAACAAAAGGUUUGAAGAUCCUCAGUUGUGACCACGAAGACAAACCACUAUCAUGGAUGCAAAACAUUGUAUACAAUGAAAUAUUUGCUUAGUUUGGUUAGCUUCAUUACUCAUUUUGUUUGGAUGGAAGUACUGUCAGUUAAAUAGCUUUGAUGUUAUCCUUCAGUUUCAUGUAAAAUAGACGAGGUUGCACUCUUUAGCCAAUAAAUCUUCGCUAAUGGAUCAUAAACAACCAUUUGAUGUUGAAGGAAAGACAACAUCUUUGCACCUUAAUGCAUUUUUAAUAACAAAUCUAAAAGGCAGUACAAACCAAAUAACGAAAAUUAUCAUUAUGAAAGACGUGGCUUUUCCAAUAUCCUAUCCUUAAUAUAUGACAAUAUAAAGUUAACACCAUUUCAGCUGACUAAGGCCUGUCAAAAGCCACACAAUACCAUGAAUGACAGUGACAAAUUUAAAUAGUUUCGAUAUGAGAGAGGUCAAAACGUAAACCAGCCGUGCUAGCUUCUCCAUGCAAUGAUGAACUAAAGGCCACAUAAGUAUAUCAUCUAUAUUCACUCUACAAUGAGUAACGGAACCCCAUGCUAUUCCACAUGCACUCCUGCAAAGAACAAUCCAAGUUAGACCCAAACCCAAUAAAUUACUAUAAAUGAUUAAAUUAAACACAAAGCAAUAAAGGACAAUAACAACAACCACACAAAUUAAACACACACAAAAAAUACUCGAAAUGAUUAUAUACAUACAAACGGACAAAGCAAUAAAGGACAAAAUAAACCGCACCACAUAAUCCUUAAACCCAUCAUCACAACCACUAUUGAAAGGCACAUAAAUGCAGAAAACCAAAAGACACAUUCAGCCAAUGGUAUUCUCGAAGAAAUUAAUACAUGGUCAUCAAGACAACCAUAAACAAAACUGUGAGGCCCCAUAUAAAACCCAAAAGAAAUAAGCACAGGAGCCAGCAACCACUGUCAAAAGUUGACAAAAGCAAUCCCAAGGCUACCACUCAAGCCCGACAGAAGCAACAACACAGCAAGAUUAGGUAAUAUAUCCUCAAAACACAAUACAUCCAAAUUCAUACUGACACCAAGAGUUCCAAAAAAUUGCAGGAAAUGGAAGAUCAGAAAAUCGACAAGCUAACCACGGAUGACGACAAUGGAUCCCUACUUGCAAGAGUGUCGAGAAAAUGGCUGGCCAUCAACGCAAACUCCAAAAUAAUAAUGCGCCUAGAUUUGGUCCUCAUUGAUGCAAAGGUAAGAGAAGCAGUUGCGCAAAAUCACAAACAAAAUAGUACUCAUUAACGAUAAGGAUGCUAAUAUUGUCAAACAGGGACGUGACAUCCAUGUCCAAAUUCCGAGAUCAAUGAUGGACGAGUUUGAAAGGAAAAUUCAAGAACAAGCCAUAUACACCUUCACAGAUUUCAGAGUCAAGGAAGCAACGGGAGAAUUCAGACCAGUAAAGGAACCAUUGGUGAUAGAAUUAAAAAAGUCAACAAAAGUGCAACCAACCACCACAGCAAUCAACAUCCAGAAAUACAAAAUGAAUUUGAUCCCAGAAGAACAAAUUGACAAGCUCAAGGGAAAAAAAGAAAUCCUAUCAGGUAAGAUGGAAAAUACAUUAACAACUACUACCAAACAUGUCAUCUACUGUUCACAUACACUUCACAUCUUGCAACAAAUAAAAAACGCAGAUACAAUUGGCCAGCUGAAGGAAUACUCAAACAACAUUGAAACGAACAAUGGAGUCACUCGAAGAGUGCGGAAGAACCUCACGAUGCAGCUACCACUGUACUCUCCAAACAACUACCAACUAUGUAAGGUAAUUACAAAUAUUGCAGAAAACAAAUGCUAACUCCCGAAACUUUCUCCACAUUUUAAUGUAAACAGGGGAAGAAUAAUCAGGGUGACAAUUUGGAAUAAAACAAUAGAAGAAUUCAACAAAAUCAUGGCAAAGAGUAACCGAGGACCAGUUCUACUGUAUAUCACCAGUAUCUACGUGAACGGGGACUACGGUAAAAUAAACUAUCAUAUAUUAGUUGCACUGCAUCUGCUUGAUUAUAAUUAAAUCAGCAAAACAUGAACAGGAGGAAUUCACCUCUCCGGCACAACGGCUACAAAGUUUUAUGACCAGCUGGACAUACUGGAGCUAAAUGAGUUAAUUCAGACGGCCACAGAUGAUGAGGAAGCAAUCAAUAACCAAGCACCGGUUAUGAUAGAACAACCUGCCCCACCAGAGAUCCAACAAGCGACAAUAGCAGAGUUGCAAAGCAACAAGCAAGAAGAAAGCAACAAGGUAAACUAUAUAUAUCACACUCAAGAAUAUACAAACAAAAGGACCAAGUAACCAUAAUGACUUCUUUCCCCAGAACAAGAGCUAUUAUGUCAGGUGUAGAAUCACAUCCAUUAGAGAGAAUUGGAGUUACAUAGGCUGCUGGGACUGUCCCAGAAAGGUGGAAGAGGUCAACAAACAGAACCAAACAGCAAUAGAAUUCUACUGCAGCAACUGUGACUCCACUUCAUCAUUGGCAACAAGAAGGUAACAGGAAAAAAACCCAUCCUACAACGACAAAAAACAAACAAACAAACA